AUGAUUUCGAUUUAUGUUUCGGCUUUUGUCAUUUGUCUUUUUCAAUUAGGAGUUAGCGCCGGCCCGCCUACCCCGUCAGAAAACGUAUUAUCAAUAUCAGUCACACCGAUUUACGCUAAUAGCAGCGCUCUCCUGCCUCAGAGCACGCUUGGUCCCGCCGAUGGGAUUUUCAGAAGACAAACUACCACGCCUAGACUGCUCACUCAGAACAUGAACAAUCCCUCGACCGUUGUGAGCGCGUUGAACAACACAAACAAUCGGCCAGCUAACAGCACCGGGGCACGUGCUAAUGACAAUAACAGGAAUCCCAAGACAUUCACGGAAACUGUCAGAAUCAGUGGUGGUCUUGUUCGAACACAAGCAAGCUGGAUCGAUGGACUGAAAAUUGAUGCGAUUUCUGCCACACCUCAUACUCUGUCGAUAAAGAAAAAGACGAACCCAGCUGCUUCGGCGAAGUUUGUCACUUCUGCGGAUCCCUCCAGGAAUAUUCUAGGGGGCGAAUGGAGAGAGUUGACCAGUUUUUCAUACGACGUGUCUUUUGAGGGCGAAUAUCCAGAUGACUUGUCAUUUAAGAUCUCGGCGCCUUACGAUAAACUACAAGCACCAAUAACCGUCGGCUUGGAUGAUGAAGUUUACCUUGGCCUUUAUGAUCCGAAUCGCAGUGGUUGGGUAGUGGAUACUGAAAGAAUGGAAAAUCGUCGUAAGGAUAAGCGAGUGGAUUUGAUCGGAAUUCCUGCCCCCACUGGAGAAUACCGGCUGCUCGCACGUUCGAACCGAGACCCAUUGGGAUCAAUGGCUUUGUCUUUCGGAACCGGGACCGAUGGCCAGUUCAACGUCUUGGCACCCAGCGGUGGCUUAUCAAGUACCCCGCCUUUACAAGUGGCCACAUGGCAAGACGGCAGCAAGAUAAUCAUUCGAAGUUUACAGGCGAUGCAAAUCAAAAUGGAAACUAGCAAUACCACAACAAGUGCAAUACCGCCAGGCUAUGAGGCUGCUACCCGCUAUGGAUUCACUAUAACCACCAAUACUCCUGCAGCUCAAGUGAUAAUGAACUUGCAACUUCCAUAUGUUCCCACUCAGUUGGAAGCAAGAGGCCUCUUCCCACAGGAUCUUGUAACUGCUGGCAGACCACUGAGAGCCAAUCAACAAUAUCAAAUUCUAUCGGCUACCACUAUCAGUGGGAAUGGUGCGCUGAUGAAUGUUCCAAUGAAUAUUGUUGAAGGGGAGUAUCUGUUACUUGCAAGGUCCAACUAG
This is a messenger RNA of Puccinia graminis f. sp. tritici CRL 75-36-700-3, 1254 nucleotides long. RefSeq lists its product as uncharacterized. The record is from RefSeq and is a predicted model, not a curated record. The transcript has 5 exons. Bases 1 to 1254 code for a protein of 417 amino acids. NCBI's taxonomy places the organism in Eukaryota, Fungi, Basidiomycota, Pucciniomycetes, Pucciniales, Pucciniaceae.